AUGGAAUCCAGCCGAGGUGCCGAGGGUCCUAGUAGUAGACAUCCCAACAAAUUGUUUGGCACCAGCGCAACCUCGGAAGAAUUUACUCAAACGCUGCCAUUUUCCAACGUUCCGGAAGUUAUCAUUGCUGUUGAAGCAGUCCGUAAAGCGGCAAAGAUUACAGAAAAAUUGCAAAAGACCAUUGAUGCAAAAGGGACACUGACCAAGGAUGAUGAAUCACCAGUAACUGUUGGAGACUUUGCAUGUCAAGCGAUAGUUUUGCAACAUCUUCGAGAGAACCUCCCAAAUGGAGUCACCCAGACCUUUUUGGCAGAAGAAAAGAGUUCCAAUUUGACCCCCGCACUGACGGAGCAAAUCCUGAAGGCCUUAUCAGACACCACUUCGAUCAAUGACGAAGACACUCUUCGGAGCUGCAUCGACUUGGGACAAAAUUUCUUUGAUUCGCAUGAGAUUCCAUCACAUUUCUUCUGUCUGGAUCCAAUUGACGGGACCAAAGGCUUUUUCAGAAAGGAGCAAUAUUGCAUAGCGCUUGGAUUGCUGGAGAAUGGAAUGCCAACAAUUGCAGUAUUGGCUUGUCCAAAUCUACCCUUUGUAGACGAGGAAGACGGUCCAGAUGCAAAAAUUGGUUGUAUUUUUGUUGCAUGCAAGGGUCAGGGAUGUUAUCAGCUUGACAUGGAGGGAAAGGUAGAGCCGAAAAGAAUUGGGGAAGGCUACAACGCAGAGCCUCCGCUGUCACACAAAGCAAGAUUCUGUGUGGGUGUUGAACAAGGAUUUGGCGAUCCCACCGGGAAGGCAAAAGUCAUGGCACAAGAGCUGCAUGGAUCGCUGGAUGAAACUACGGAUGAUAUCAAAUACGCUACGCGGAUAGACAGCCAAGCCAAAUAUGGUCUAGUCGCGAGGGGAGGAGGCGAGUUAUAUGUUCGCUUGCCAAGAUUAGACUAUGAAGAAUGGAUGUGGGAUGUCGCUCCAGGAGUCCUGGUAUUAGAAGAGAGUGGAGGCAUAAUCACAGAUGCCAAUGGGAACGAUCUGGACUUUACAAGCGGCAGCAAACUUUCAAACAACUACGGAGUCUUGGGCGCAAGAAGCAAGCCGCUGUAUGACGACUUGCUUGCAUCCUGCAGAAGCGCUAGCCAGUAG
Messenger RNA from Cylindrotheca closterium, 1137 nucleotides. Lineage: Eukaryota; Bacillariophyta; Bacillariophyceae; Bacillariales; Bacillariaceae. The record is from the annotation of a GenBank genome assembly.